GAAUAGCUUUUUCUGUAUCUUGUUUGCGUUGCUUCUGUAAAUUAUUAUAUAUACGUCAAAUAGUUUUUAUUUUGCCUGGCGUCGAGUGGAAGCUAUAAACAUGUCGAAGAGCACGGAGGAGGUGAACAAGCUCACUGAAAGUACAUACAAGAAUGUAAUGGAUCAAUUCAACCCUGGACUGAGGAACCUGGUCAACUUGGGAAAGAGCUAUGAGAAAGCUGUUAGUGCAAUGUCCAUGGCAGGAAAGCUGUAUUUUGAUGCACUGUCAAAGAUUGGGGAGAAUGCUGCAAUGUCUCCAGUCUCCAAAGAGUUAGGUGCAGUACUGAUGGAAGUCUCAGAGGUCCAUAGGUCGGUUCAACUUGAACUCGAGGAAAAUUUUAAGAGGUUCCACAGGGAGGUAAUAGCUGAGCUGGAGAGGAAGACUGACAUGGAUGUCAAAUACAUGACAGCAACGUUCAAGAGAUUCCAGAUGGAGCAAAAGAUGAAGCAAGAUUCUCUGGAGCGGGCCCAGGCUGACUUGAAGAAGCUGAGGAGGAAGAGCCAAGGCAAGAACGCCAACAAGUACGAGAACAAGGAGAGCGAGUGCAUCGAAACGCUGACAGGUCGACAGAUGGACAUGCAAUUGUUCCUCGCAGAUAGCUGUAAGGAAGCUCUGCUGGAGGAGAAAAGACGCUACUGUUUCCUCGUUGACAAGCACUGCAUCCUCACCUAUCACUUCGCUACCUUCCAUGACAAGGGCAGAGAAAUAUUGGUGUCAAAGCUGAGAACCUGGCAGGACCAGUGCACGGACGCCACCGACAUGCCCGAGAGCAUUUUGUCCAUGAUCGAGGGACUGAGAAAACCCGUCACCAUCACGCCGCUACCUUCCCCCUCCCCGUCACGACACAGCGUGAACAUGUCUGCUCCCCCAGCCCCACCUCAGAAGGCUCAGACAAGCCCUUUAGUUAAUAUGUUCAACCAAGACAACCACACCCACAGUGUAACCACCACUACUAACUACAGCAUGGUCCACGGUAACGGUGACGAGAGCGGCCUUGCCCGGUCCGUGUCCGUCGCCACAGGCCUCAACAACAUGGUGAAGAAGCCACGCGUUCGCACCAUCUUCCCCCACACGGCUGGCAACAACAACACACUGCUCAGCUUCGACGAGGGAGACGUCAUCAUCCUGCUCAUCCCCGACGAGAGGGACGGGUGGAUGUACGGUGAAAUGGAGAAGAACGGAAAGAGGGGCUGGUUCCCAUCUUCAUACUGCCGCGCUCUCACAGAACCUCUGGUGAAUAACAACAGUGAUGCUGCUGCCCCUCACCGCAGCAAAAGUGUGGUCAACCUCCACCAUCAAGACACGGAGACGGACGAGGCAACAAUGGUGCUCCCCCCAGCGGACUACAGUAACACCCCGAGAUGCAGCUCCGUCAAGACCAACCCCUCGUCCACGAGCAGCGUGGUCACAAACAACCACCAUCACUCCCCGACCCCCUCUGCAGCCUCGUCCUCUGAUCUCAACACGGCUGCCCAGUCGAACGGCGUCUCGAGACCUCCGCCUGCUUACCUCGCCGGAGGAAACCCGUUCUCCACGGUCAGGCUACGUCCCACCGUCACCAACGAUCGAUCUGCACCAGCCAUCUGACACCCCCCUUCAAAAAAAAACCCUCCACCUUCCUGGGUCACCUGCCACGGUCUUUUAGGUCAUCCCCUUACUGUCCAGCUGCUACAUCUGGACCACAGCC
Messenger RNA from Nematolebias whitei (Rio pearlfish), 1727 nucleotides. Its product is annotated as brain-specific angiogenesis inhibitor 1-associated protein 2-like protein 1. The transcript is spliced from 14 exons. The record is from RefSeq and is a predicted model, not a curated record. Bases 101 to 1627 code for a protein of 508 amino acids. Gene Ontology annotation, cellular component: nucleoplasm; cytosol. Gene Ontology annotation, biological process: actin crosslink formation; positive regulation of actin filament polymerization; actin filament bundle assembly. Lineage: Eukaryota; Metazoa; Chordata; Actinopteri; Cyprinodontiformes; Rivulidae. Gene Ontology annotation, molecular function: protein binding.